Molecule: messenger RNA, 624 nt
Organism: Scaptodrosophila lebanonensis
Lineage: Eukaryota; Metazoa; Arthropoda; Insecta; Diptera; Drosophilidae
Product: probable fumarate hydratase, mitochondrial
Exons: 5
Coding region: 1-624 (207 amino acids)
Biological process (GO): tricarboxylic acid cycle; fumarate metabolic process; malate metabolic process
Cellular component (GO): tricarboxylic acid cycle heteromeric enzyme complex; mitochondrion
Molecular function (GO): fumarate hydratase activity
Source: RefSeq, a predicted model, not a curated record
AUGUCGCGCACAGAGGAGGCUAUUUUUGAGCCCAGACUAUGCGUUAAGGCCGUAGUGCAGGCCAUGGGUAUAUUGAAGAAGCCUGCCGCCGAAGUGAAUAAAGAGUUUGGCUUGGAUGCCAAGAUCAGCACAGCUAUAUCCAAUGCAGCGGACGAGGUUAUUUCGGGCAAGCUCUACGAUGAGAAUCACUUUCCUCUGCCGAUUUGGCAAACAGGCUCCGGUACUCAGACCAACAUGAAUGUGAAUGAAGUUAUAAUUGGCAUUGAACUGAUGAAGCGUCUGAGUCUGAAGCGGCAAGAUGCCGUGCCUCUGACCCCAGGCCAGGAAUUAACUCUUGGGGGUACAGCUGUCGGCACUGGUCUGAACACACGAAAGGGAUUCGCGGAGGGAUUCGCGGAACUGACGUGCUUACCUUUCGAAACAGCACCCAAUUUCUUCGAGGCCUUAGCUGCCCGUGAUGCCAUGGUGGAGGUUCAUGGUGCACUAAACACUAUAGCUGUCAGCAUUAUGAAAAUUGCCAAUGAUAUCCGUUUCUUGGGUUCCGGACCACGUUGUGGCCUUGAUAAGUAUCCCCGUUCCCUGAACCAUCCGGAUUUCCCAAGUAUGUUCAUAAGGUUAAAGUGA